AUGCAGGGCGCAAAGUACAGAGGCCUGAAGGCAGUGGCUGAGGAGAUAGGAAGGAAGGCAAGCCACCCAAAGGCAGUACUCGCACAGGUGCCCAUGCAGUACACUCCGCAGCAAAAUACCUGGAAUGCUGGUUUCCAGGCAGCAUUCAUAACCAAUGACCAGCCUGCCACACUGCCUCCAAGCACGGACCGGCCAGUGCGCGCAGCUGCGCAGGAAGCUGCAGAGAAGAUCCACAGGCAGAACCCAGACAGCUGCUCAGACCCAGGCAGCCAAGACAGUGGCAGCGGCGACAGUGGCAUUGAAGGGGAGCAGGCAGCGGGAGGGGCUCUUGUGUACCACUGCUCAGAGGGCAAUGCGCGCAGCAUUGCCAGCAAGGAUCAGCCUGUGGCUAAGGGUGAUAUGACCCUGCCUGUCAUCGAGGGUGACGUAAGCGCAGACGACUUCUGCCGGAUUAUCAGAUCGUCGCAGGCCCUGCGCCGGCAGCUUGAGCAGGAGAACAGGAAGCUGCGUGCGCGCAUGCAGGAGAUGGAGGAAGCCACCAGGAAGCAGGCGGCAGUUGUCAGGAGCCUGCGCAGAGAUAACAUCCUCGCAAAGGGGAACCUGCAGGCAGCUGAGGUAAAGCUGCGCGCAACAGAGCAGGUGAUGAAUGACACUUGA
Coccomyxa subellipsoidea C-169 is the source of this 657-nucleotide messenger RNA. RefSeq lists its product as hypothetical. Lineage: Eukaryota; Viridiplantae; Chlorophyta; Trebouxiophyceae; Coccomyxaceae. The record is from RefSeq and is a predicted model, not a curated record. The transcript is spliced from 3 exons. Bases 1 to 657 code for a protein of 218 amino acids.